Molecule: messenger RNA, 1388 nt
Organism: Zerene cesonia (dogface butterfly)
Lineage: Eukaryota; Metazoa; Arthropoda; Insecta; Lepidoptera; Pieridae
Exons: 3
Coding region: 40-1266 (408 amino acids)
Molecular function (GO): nucleic acid binding; metal ion binding; hydrolase activity
Source: RefSeq, a predicted model, not a curated record
AUAUCACUCCUUAGUCAAACGGCGGGUUACACAGACGCCAUGUUGCGACUUAUUCUUUUGUGUUGUUUCUUCCAAAUUGCUUUCUUCAGCGAUGCACCAUGCACGAUAGACUUGGAAUGCAUGGAAUGCAUCCCCGACAACAUGCCACUAGUGACUUCCCACCGGGCAUCAAAUAGUUCUGUGGUGAUUCCCGUUGGGGAUGAGGUCGUGUUCUCGUGUGGAGGGGGACGGCUACUCGCCUACCCCCUACUGAGUACUGUGAGCGCGGUGUGUGAGGCGGGGAGGUACCGUGUGAGACAGGACACUAAGUUGCGACACUUGUUGGAAUUGGGGUGCCAGGAGAAUAUAUUCGAAGAUGUGUUGCAUACGGUGGAACACUGCGUGUCACCGUUGCAAGGCCGUGCGUAUCAAGUGGUAGAAGCUUCUAGAAGCACGCGGCACCUCGCCACGAUGUGCUUCGACGAAGACCGCGGGCUGCCCGCAGCGGCGCGCGUCAGCAACGCCGCCGCCAACGCGCUGCGCAUGCCGCCGCACAGCGAGCAGCGCUCCCCGCUCACCUUGCUCGGCAACUUCAACCACAUGUUCGACGCCAACACGCGCCACGCCGCCGAGAAGCUCUACUCCGACGACGUCCGCAUGAACCGCCGUCUCCGCGAGAUAUUCCGGCACGAGAAGUUCACGUUCGCGGACCAAGCGCUGACCGGCGCCAAGCUGCUCAGCAGCUACUACUUCGACGACCAGAACAUGCGAGUCACGGACUUCGUGUCCAACAGAGUGCCGGUUUGGAAGAGCGUCGCGAACGGAAACCUGCACCACAUGCACCGCGACGUCGCCAAGUUCAUGAAGCUGGCGAGACCGCACGCCACUCUGGACGUGUACGCGGGCACGCACGGCGUGCUCUCCUUGCGGACCGGCCACACGAGGACGGAGGUGUUCCUGAAGCCGGAGCGGUUUCCCGUGCCCAAGUACAUUUGGACGGUCGUGCACGACAGGAAGAGCGAGAAGGCGCUGGCUAUAGUGGUGCUGAACGACCCGUUCGUGGCCGUGAGCGAGAUCCGCGAGGCCGUGUUCUGCGAGAGCGCGUGCGGGCGCGCGGGCUGGCUGCUCGGCCUGAGGCGGCAGCGCAACUACGAGGUGCCGCUGUACGGCCUCGCCUUCUGCUGCGCCGCGCACGACUUCACGGCUGUCGUCCACGAGAUGCCCCACGAGAUAUUGAAGAACGUCCCAGCGGGUAACGGUGGAAUGCUAACUGAAUUGUACACUUAGGGUAUCGGAACUGUAGGAUAUUGUGUAGUUAAUUCUGUUAAUGCAAAAGUUUCUUUUUAAUUGUAUGUAUAAUAUGUUUUACUAAAGAACAGAACAAAUACACUUACAUUAUUUAUAUUAAG